Messenger RNA from Papaver somniferum (opium poppy), 1212 nucleotides. Its product is annotated as thioredoxin-like 1-2, chloroplastic. The transcript has 4 exons. Gene Ontology annotation, biological process: cell redox homeostasis. NCBI's taxonomy places the organism in Eukaryota, Viridiplantae, Streptophyta, Magnoliopsida, Ranunculales, Papaveraceae. The record is from RefSeq and is a predicted model, not a curated record. Bases 106 to 945 code for a protein of 279 amino acids.
CUCCUUCUUCCCUGUUUUUAUAUUCUCUUCAAUCUCCCAUUCUCUUCUGAGAUCAUAAAACUCUUCUUCUCUGUCAAAUAUUUUUCUCUCUGAAUUGGUUCAUCAAUGGCUUCUUCAUUGAAAACUGGGGUUUGUUUCCUUUCUGGUUCUAAUGAGUUUCAAAGAAGAAGAACCCAAGUUGUUCAUUCUUCUUCAAUGGCUUCUCCAUUGUUAUUUCAGAAAACCCUUGAAUUACCUGUGUUGAAGACCGAAUUUAAAGGAAUUCAAGUUUCUGUUGUUUCAGAUCAACAACAGACUCUUCUCAAAACCCCUCUUUCAAAUUUCUAUGUUAAUGCACAAGCAUCACUGUGUGUAAGCCGUUCAAUGAGAUGGUGGGAUAAAACUCUGAAACCAAACAUGAUUGAAAUCAAUUCAGCUACAGAACUAGUACAUUCUCUGUUAGAUGCUGGUGAUAAACUUGUUAUACUUGAUUUCUAUUCUCCUGGUUGUGGUGGUUGUAAAGCUCUGCAUCCCAAGAUUUGUCAAAUUGCAGAGCAGAAUCCAAAUGCAUUGAUUUUCAAAGUGAAUUAUGAAGAUCUUAAACCAAUGUGUUAUAGUCUCAACAUUCAUGUACUUCCGUUCUUUAGAUUUUACAGAGGAGCUGAGGGUCGUUUAUGCAGUUUCAGCUGCACCAAUGCAACUAUUAAGAAAUUUAAAGAUGCAUUAGCAAAACAUGGAACAGAAAGAUGUAGUCUUGGACCAGCAAAAGGGUUAGAAGAGAAAGAGUUGUUGAAAUUAGCUGAAAUUAAAGAGAUUAAUCUUGAUUUUGAUUUCUCCACUUCAAGAUCUAGAAGUAUCAAUGAAACCACAAUUGAAGAAUUGGUUUUAUCUAAAAUGGGUUUUGCUGGUUCUUCUUCUGAUAACAUCUUUGUUGAUGAUAACAAUGCUGCAGUAUUAAUGGCAUAAGAAGAAGAAGAAAAUGGAAAAGAAUGGAGUUAAGCUUAGUAAUCAUCCCUAAUUAGUAUUUAUUGUGAUUAAAAGCAGCUCCAUUUUUUUCUGUUUUUUUUUUGUAAAUAUCUAUUUGUGAUUAUUAUUUUUAGGGUUUCCACAGGUAGUAGGCUUUCAAGUUUUCUGGUUUAAGCCUACACAUUUAGUCAAUUGUUGUAUAAGAUUUUAGGUAUUGCAGUGAUUCUAUCUAUAAUUCAAUAAGAAGGAUUAUGUUCAGAAUCCUCA